CUUACGUUAUCGAUUCCGCGCGCCAUAAAUUGAACGCAAGGCUCAUUCUUUAACCUCGCAGAAGCACAAUUUCUGCGAACUUCUCAAAACAAUGGUAACACCUGGGGUGUUUAGCACUGAAUCAGUGCUAAACGUUCGUAUUGGAGAAGAAAUAUUCUUCCGUCAAUUCAAUCUCUUUCCUAGUUACAUUUUGUUGUUGUUUGGUGGUUUCCAAUAUUUUCUCGACUUGAGAAAACGGGAUCUUGGAAUUCGAUUUAAAAGUUAUUGGACCAUCUGGCUGAAACUGCUCAACAUUGUUUUGCUGAUUACCUUAGGUGCAUCUUCUUUCGUUGAUGUAUUCGGUUGGUACGGUACAAUUGUUGCAUUUGCUGCUCUCGCAUUUGCUGCUUUCAUCCAUGUCGUUGAACAACCUACUCUUCGUGUUCCUUUUGGCUCACUGUUAAUGUUCUAUGCGUUGUCUUUAAUUUCCACUUCUACUUCAUUUAUUUUUCACAAAUCAAAGGCAUUUUCUUCCAUUUCUCCUUCGACCUUUGGAUUAUGGACAAUUUUCUCUGUUAUCGGUCUUACUGCUGAGCUUUUUGUUCCUCCUCCUAACCGCGUUUGGCUUCCAGCGGACGAGGCAGCAACGAACUUGUCAGGCCUUCGUCCUGCUCAGUAUACCUACGCAAACAUUUUCAGUAAAAUUACGUUCUCAUGGCUGACUCCCAUUAUGCGUUUUGGUUACAAGCAUUAUUUGAAGGAAGAGGACUGCUGGGAACUUCCCAAGGUUGAACAAACGGACGUUCAGUUGCGUACUUUCUCCAAAUAUUGGAACCGCUAUGGAGAGAAAGUAGGAAGCCAAUCCGGCUCACUUUGGUUGGUUCUAUUUCGUGCACAUUUCCCUGUGGUGGCACUUUGUGUCUUCUACAAGUUUAUUCAAGAUUGCUUAGCCUUCGUUCAACCUCAGUUGAUUCGUCGCAUUAUUAUCUUCGUGAAUUCGUACACCUCCAAGCACCCUUUUCCCGCUUCCAAUGGUAUCCUUCUUUCUUUGGGCAUGCUGGUUUCCUCUGCUGUCCAAUCCGCUAUCUUCCAUCAAUACUUGCAGUUAACAAUGAUUAUUGGAAUGCGCUGGCGCGCUCAAUUGAUUGCUGCUAUUUACCGUAAAGCUCUGCGUUUGUCUAGCGAAACAAGACAGGGCCGUUCUACUGGUGAUAUUGUAAACUACAUGGCUGUCGAUACUCAGAAGCUCGCUGACUUGACAAUGUACUUGUUCAUCAGUAUUUCUGGCCCCUUCCAAAUCGUUCUGGCACUCGUGAGUUUGUACAAGCUUUUGGGUUAUAGUGCAUUGUCUGGUGUCGUAAUUAUGCUUCUUUUGAUCCCAAUGAAUGCGGUGAUUGCUAGUUACGCCAAGAAACUUCAAGCCAAGCAAAUGAAGAAUAAAGACGCACGUUCUCGCAUGAUGACAGAAAUUAUCAACAACAUUAAGAGUAUUAAGUUAUAUUCAUGGGAGAAAACCUUUUACGAUAAGCUUAUCAAUUUGCGUAACAACAAGGAGCUUCGCAUGCUUCGUAAGAUUUUCCUUGUUAAUUGCGGAAGUUUCUUCCUCUGGCUUGCUGCACCUAUUUUCGUCUCUUUUGUUACCUUUGGUACAUUCAUUCUUAUAUAUGGAAAGUCCAGGCCACUCACUACUGACAUCGUCUUUUCAGCUCUGGCCCUGUUCAACCUGUUACAGUUCCCCCUCGCAAUGCUUCCUAAUGUCAUUAGUUCUAUUUUGGAAGCCUCCGUCGCCGUCCGUCGUAUCCAUGAAUAUUUAAUCGCUCCUGAACUCGCUGAGGAUGCUAUUGAGCGCCACGCAGUUCAAGAAUCUCCAGAAGGUGUCAUUGUUGAAGUAAAGGAUGCGACGUUUUAUUGGAAUGAUCCCAACAGCGAGGGCGCUGCUCCAAUUCUCAAAGAUAUAAACUUUAUUGCUCGAAAGGGUGAAUUGUCUUGUAUCGUUGGACGUGUCGGUAUGGGCAAGAGUUCGCUCCUGGAAGCAAUUCUUGGAGAUAUGCACAGAGCCGCUGGAACCGUUAAACUUUACGGUAACAUCGCUUACGCAGCCCAACAACCAUGGAUUCUGAACGCUACUGUUCGUGAAAAUAUUCUUUUUGGCCAUGAUUUUGAACCUGAAUUUUAUGAGAAAACGAUUGAUGCAUGCUCUCUUCGUCGAGACUUUGAAAUGUUCGCUGACGGUGAUCAAACAGAAGUUGGUGAAAAGGGUAUCUCUCUGUCCGGUGGUCAGAAAGCUCGUAUUUCUUUGGCUCGUGCAGUAUAUUCGCGUGCUGAUCUCUACAUAUUGGAUGAUGUUUUGUCGGCUGUAGAUCAGCAUGUUUCCAAGCACCUUAUUGAUAAUAUUCUGGGUCCUAAGGGUCUUCUGAGAUCUCGCGCUGUCAUUUUAGCUACAAAUUCUCUUCCAGUACUUCAAGUUGCCGAUUCGAUCCACAUGUUGCGUGAUGGUCAAGUUGUUGAGCAUGGAAGCUUCACUCAGCUUUCUGCAGAUGAGAACAGUCAGCUUUUCCAGUUGCUGAAGGAGUUUGGCACCGCUCAUUCGGAAAGUACUUCGUUACAGGAGAGCACUACACUGGAGGAGGAUAAGGAGUCUGAUGCAAUGGAAGCUUCUGUCGGCACCACGGAGCGCCGUAACAGUACGAUUACUAUCGGCAAACCCGUCAUUAGUCAGAACGGUCGCAUUCGCCGUAAGGUUGUCGACGAGGAAGACACUCGUGUAACUGGUGUAAAGCGAGAGCUUCAAAAUCGUGGCCAUAUUCGCAAGGAAGUCUACUUUGCCUACUUCAAGUCGGCAUCCUUGGUUGCUACAGUGGCUUACUUUAUCUGUAUCGUUGCCGGAAUGGGUAUGAAUGUUGCUUCGAAUGUUUGGCUGAAGCACUGGAGUGAGGUUAAUACGGGUGCUGACAGUAACCCCUCUGCGCCUUUCUAUCUCUUUGUCUACUUUGGACUGGGUUUGGCGUUCUGUUUCCUGAUUGCCGUGGCUAAUGUUAUACUCACUGUGUAUGGAACACUUCGUGCUUCUCACCAUCUUCAUGACAGUAUGUUGAAGGCUGUGCUUCGUGCUCCCAUGAGCUUCUUUGAAACAACCCCCACCGGCCGUAUUUUGAAUCGAUUCUCUAGUGAUGUGUAUCGCAUUGACGAAGUCAUUGCCCGUGUUUUCAUGUUCUUUUUCCGGAACGCUACGCAAGUUACAUUCGUUCUUUUGGUUAUUAUUUACUCUUCGCCCGGAUUCCUGCUUCUCGUUCUUCCUCUCGGUAUCCUUUAUCGACUGAGUCAACGGUAUUAUACUCAUACAAGUCGUGAGCUCAAACGUCUCGACAGUGUUACACGGAGUCCGCUGUAUGCACAUUUCCAAGAGUCACUUGGUGGUUUAUCUACUAUUCGUGCUUAUGACCGUACUGGUACGUUCGUGCACGAAAACGACUGGCGUGUUGACACGAAUCAUCGUAUCUUCUACCUCUUUUUUACAUCCAACCGUUGGCUGGCCGUUCGGUUGGAAUUCAUCGGUAGUUGUGUAGUUUUUAGUUCUGCUUUCCUGGGCGUACUUUCUGCUUUGCGUGGACAUCCAAAUGCUGGUCUCGUGGGUCUCUCGCUUUCGUAUGCCAUUCAGAUCACGCAGAACAUGAGCUUCAUCGUCCGCCAAAUGGUGGAUGUUGAGACAAACAUUGUUUCUGUAGAGCGUAUUCUUGAGUAUUCCAACAUUAAGAGUGAGGCACCUGCUAUCAUUCCUGACAGACGUCCUCCUACUGAUUGGCCUUCGAAGGGUGCUGUGGAUUUCAACCAUUACAGCGUCCGUUACCGUGAAAAUCUUCCAUUGGUUCUUCAAGACAUCAACAUCAGUGUCAAGCCUCAAGAGAAGAUUGGUAUUGUUGGUCGUACUGGAGCUGGAAAGUCUACUCUGACAAUGGCACUGUUUCGUAUGAUUGAGCCCACCAAGGGUAAUAUCAGCAUUGAUGGAUUGAACACAUCGACAAUUGGAUUGGAAGAUUUGCGGUCCCAUAUCGCCAUUAUUCCCCAAGAGAACCAGGCCUUCGAAGGAACACUUCGCGACAAUCUUGAUCCCGCUGGUCAUCAUACAGAUGAAGAUAUUUACGCUGCUCUCGAGGAUGCUUCGUUGUCGUCAUUCGUAAAGGGCUUACCUGAAGGUUUGUAUUUCCACGUCACCGAGGGUGGUAGCAAUUUGUCUUUGGGCCAACGGCAACUUCUGUGUUUGACGCGUGCUCUGCUUACUCCUACGAAAGUUCUUCUACUUGACGAGGCGACAGCUGCCGUGGAUGUUGAAACGGAUGCCAUUGUUCAAGCAACCAUCCGGAGCAAAUUCCACGAUCGCACCAUUAUGACAAUUGCACACCGCAUCAACACCGUUUUAGAUUCGGACCGCAUCCUUGUUCUCGACCACGGUCAAGUUGUUGAGUUUGACAACACACAAAAGCUGCUGAAUGACAAGAACUCGCUCUUUUAUUCUCUUGUCUAUGGCACUCAACUGGCUUAAUUGCGGGCAGUAUCCCGUUAUUAACUUUCAAUCCCCCCUCAUUAGAGUAUUCUCGUGUAUACUGUUUUUUACAUAAUCUGUCAUAUCGUUCUUCAAUUUGCCGUAUUUUAUUUGUGUGCAUGAAAUUUUCAUUCGUAUCGGAUUAAACGAAAGGAAGAAUGUAUUGUUUGUUUGCCUGCUACGGAAUUAAUUCUGCAAUUGACAACUUUCUGUUUCACGCAAUUGUUAACAUAACUUCGAUUGAUUGUUGAACUUCGCGA
Molecule: messenger RNA, 4779 nt
Organism: Schizosaccharomyces japonicus yFS275
Lineage: Eukaryota; Fungi; Ascomycota; Schizosaccharomycetes; Schizosaccharomycetales; Schizosaccharomycetaceae
Product: metal resistance protein YCF1
Exons: 1
Coding region: 92-4519 (1475 amino acids)
Biological process (GO): homeostatic process; transmembrane transport; vacuolar transmembrane transport
Cellular component (GO): vacuolar membrane; membrane; fungal-type vacuole membrane
Molecular function (GO): ABC-type transporter activity; nucleotide binding; ATP hydrolysis activity
Source: RefSeq, a predicted model, not a curated record